GUCACCUAAAUUGACGGAAUCACAUGCCACGUGUCGUCAUCCUGUUCCUCCUCUGACUUUCUAAACUCCAUUUUCAACGCCUACCUUCUCCUCCCAUCACAAUUCCCCCAUUUUUAAUGCUUCAUCAUUUUCCUGCUUCCAUCUUGAACUCGCCAUGGGCCACUCCUGUAGUAAAAGUGUUUCUGACGUCCACAGCAACAACACCAUUGCAAUCUCUGCACCGCCUUCCUCUGCCACUGCCAGCCCGUUUUCCAGUCCUCUGCCCGCCGAAAUAGCUCCCUCGCCCUCGCCGGCCACAACUCCGGGGAGGAAGUUCCGAUGGCCUCUGCCGCCGCCUUCGCCGGCCAAGCCUAUCAUGGCCAUUCUACGUCGGAAGACACGCAAGGCUUCCGUUCCAGAGCAGUCCCAAAUUGGGGAACAGGGCGACGGCGCGAUUCACCUCGAUAAAACCUUUGGAUACUCCAGCAACUUUGGAGCCAAGUUCGAGCUGGGGAAGGAGGUGGGGAGGGGCCAUUUUGGACAUACUUUUUGGGCCAAGGCCAAAAAGGGCCACCUCAAGGGAAACCCUGUGGCCGUCAAAAUCAUCUCCAAAUCUAAGAUGACAUCUGCAGUUGGAAUUGAAGAUGUUCGCAGGGAGGUUAAGAUAUUGAAGGCAUUGUCUGGGCACAAAAAUCUAGUUCAAUUCCACGAUGCAUUUGAAGAUGCCAAUAACAUUUAUAUAGUUAUGGAAUUGUGCGAAGGUGGAGAACUGCUCGAAAGAAUAGUGUCAAGAGGUGGAAGAUAUCCUGAAAAAGAAUCCAAAACUAUUGUUAUGCAGAUCCUUAGUGUUGUUGCAUUUUGUCAUCUUCAAGGGGUAGUACAUCGUGAUUUAAAGCCUGAGAAUUUUCUUUUCACAAAAAAGGAUGAGAACACUGAGCUAAAAGUCAUUGAUUUUGGUCUAUCUGAUUAUGUCAAGCCAGACGAACGUCUGAACGAUGUCGUUGGGAGCGCAUACUACGUUGCGCCUGAAGUACUCUACAGAUCCUAUAGUUUUGAAGCAGAUAUGUGGAGCAUUGGUGUCAUAGCAUAUAUACUGUUGUGUGGGGGCAGACCUUUCUGGGCAAGAACUGAAUCAGGAAUCUUUCGUUCUGUGCUAAGAGCCGAUCCUAACUUUGAUGAUACCCCUUGGCCUACCAUCUCUGCAGAAGCUAAAGAUUUUGUGAAACGGCUUCUGAAUAAAGACCACAGAAAAAGGAUGACAGCAGCCCAAGCUUUAACUCACCCGUGGUUACGAGAUGAGAGCCCUGAUGUGCCGUUGGAUAAUUUUAUUUACAAGUCAGUUAAAUCAUAUCUUCGUGCCACCCCAUUCAAGCGUGCAGCACUGAAGGCACUUGCAAAAGCAUUGACAGAAGAUGAGCUUUUCUACCUCAGGGCUCAAUUUAAGCUCUUGGAACCCAUAAAUGGAUUUGUGACCCUUGUUAACUUCAAAGCAGCUCUUUUGAGAAAUGCAACUGAUGCCAUGAGAGAGUCAAAUGUUGCUGACAUUCUAAAGAUGAUGGAAUCGCUCUCUCAUGAGAGAAUGGACUUCGAGGAGUUUUGUGCAGCUGCAAUCAGUGUAUAUCAGCUCGAGGCCGUUUCGGGAUGGGAAAGCAUUGCGACCCGAGCUUUCGAGUACUUUGAGCAGGAAGGAAACCGAGUCAUUUCAGUUCAUGAGUUGGUUCAGGAAAUGAAUCUGGGCCCUGCGGCUCAUUCUUUUCUUCAGAACUGGACGAGAAGUUCUGAUGGGAAACUCAGUUUUUUUGGAUAUGCAAGAUUUUUGCAUGGCGUUACAAUCCGUAACUCCAAUACAAGACAUCAUUAAAACUUAACAUACAGAAGCAGAUAGUUAAAUGGCCCAUACAAUUAAUUCCAUUUUUUCUUGCAUCUUCCAUUUGUUUUGGUACAGCUUCAAAAAUAAAAGAGUGGCCAUGCAAGAGAAACAUUAAAAAAGAAAGAAAAAGAGAGAGGCUGUAAUAUAUGUUGUACUUUUCCCACCACUCAGUUCGUUGUAAUCUUCCAAUGUAGAAAAAAUACAGAUUGUACUCAGGAUUACCAGAGUGAUUUGAUGCUCUGUUAUACUUGCAAAUUCAAAUUUUAAUGUAAACAAUA
This is a messenger RNA of Momordica charantia (bitter melon), 2127 nucleotides long. Its product is annotated as CDPK-related kinase 6. Gene Ontology annotation, molecular function: ATP binding; protein kinase activity. Lineage: Eukaryota; Viridiplantae; Streptophyta; Magnoliopsida; Cucurbitales; Cucurbitaceae. The record is from RefSeq and is a predicted model, not a curated record. Gene Ontology annotation, biological process: protein phosphorylation.